Messenger RNA from Benincasa hispida (wax gourd), 1045 nucleotides. Its product is annotated as cleavage stimulation factor subunit 50-like. NCBI's taxonomy places the organism in Eukaryota, Viridiplantae, Streptophyta, Magnoliopsida, Cucurbitales, Cucurbitaceae. Gene Ontology annotation, biological process: mRNA 3'-end processing. Gene Ontology annotation, cellular component: mRNA cleavage stimulating factor complex. Gene Ontology annotation, molecular function: RNA binding; protein binding. The record is from RefSeq and is a predicted model, not a curated record.
AUGAGGUAUAAAGGCAAUGGGAACAUAAGGGAGUACAUUAUAAAAAUAUCCAAUCUCGCAGAUAAAUUAAAAACACUUGAUAUCAAGAUAAAUGAAAAUUUACAUGUACAUUUGGUCACAUUUCUAAAGAAAGCAUUUAGAGUUAUCCAGGAUACCCAUAACGUGCGUUCUAUAUCUCUUCAUCCUUCAGGAGAUUAUCUCUUAGCAGGAACGGAUCAUCCGAUUGCCCACCUAUACGAUGUCAAUACUUUUCAGUGUUUUCUAUCUGCAAAUGUUCCAGAAAUAGGAAAUAAUGGAGCCAUAAAUCAGGUCAGGUAUUCAGCAACAGGCAGUAUGUAUGUCACUGCUUCAAAAGACGGUGCAGUUCGUUUAUGGGAUGGUGUGAGUGCAAAAUGUCUUCGCUCCAUUGUUAAUGCACAUGGCACAGCGGAGGCAACCAGUGCAAAAUUUACAAAGGAUGAAAGGUAUGUUCUCUCUUGUGGAAAGGACUCGAGUGUAAAGCUUUGGGACGUGGGGACGGGGAGAUUGGUCAAACAAUAUGUUGGAGCUACUCAUAUGCAAUUGAGGUGUCAGGCUGUCUUCAAUGAUACUGAGGAGUUUGUGCUAUCAAUAGACGAACCAAGCAAUGAGAUUGUUAUAUGGGAUGCUUUGACAGCAGAGAGAGUAGCAAGGUGGCCUUCGAACCAUGUCGGUGCACCUCGGUGGCUCGAGCACUCACCAACAGAGUCAGCCUUCAUUUCCUGUGGGACCGAUAAAUCGAUACGUUUUUGGAAGGAAAUUCUCUAGUGUUGAGGAGAAGAUGGGAUUGUUUCAUUAUCCAAUCCAAAUGGAGGAUUGAUUAACGGCCAACUACAAAUAUAGCAUAAAUUAGAAGUAUUUCAUUAGUGUCCUAUUUUGCUAUUUUUUACAUGAAUUGACAAAUGGGCAUCAUAAUUUCAUAAAUGUUAUGCCUCGAACACUAUUCCGCCCUCAUUCUGAAUCACAAUCUCCUCCAUUCACGCCUGUGUUCUAAAUACAAAAGGUGGUUCAUUUUUCCAAAUAAAAA